This is a messenger RNA of Oncorhynchus mykiss (rainbow trout), 3697 nucleotides long. It is a transcript of the gene sybu, whose product is annotated as syntabulin (syntaxin-interacting). Gene Ontology annotation, cellular component: cytoplasmic microtubule. The record is from RefSeq and is a predicted model, not a curated record. Lineage: Eukaryota; Metazoa; Chordata; Actinopteri; Salmoniformes; Salmonidae. Gene Ontology annotation, biological process: axonal transport of mitochondrion; synapse maturation.
AGCGAUAACGACCUUAGGGGUCAAUUACGUCAUUCUUGAUGUAAAAAAGGAGAAGGCUAAAGACGUACACACUUACAUAACCAACUCCUUUAAGCGAUGAUGCUAAGCGGCACAACAUUCAACAGGAGAGAGGGAAUGGAUAAAGAAUGGAGGUAUGUUAUAAUGUGCAGUCAGGCAUUAUGUGAACCUUGAAUUAUUCAGCCGUCAAACAUCAAUAAAACAUACACUUUUGUGCAUGUACUGGUGCCUGGAGGCCUUUGCAUGUCUAAGUCAAAAAUGGAGAGGGUGAAUUGAACUACCUGUAUAGGGAAUGUGAAAAUUGAUAUACAACCCAAACAUUGUACACUAUUAUUCUGUAAUUCUUAUCUCAAUAUUCAGUGAGCGGUUUGCCGGUGUGUUACUCUCUGGUGUCAUCUAUUUGGCAGGAAAAAGGCUCUUUGGCACAGGAUCCCAAAAGGAAGAAAUGAUGUCAUAUUUCUGUUUUUUUUAUUUUUUAUCUUGGCAGAAUAACUCAUGGCACUUAGUCAACCUCUUUCUUAUAGAUGUUUGAAGAUGCUGCUGUCUGUUUUCCACCUGGUGGGACAUCAUUUAGAAAUACAUGAAUAAAUUAAGAGUUAGAACUGCACCCAGUUCCUAUCUGCAGCGUCAUUCACAACUAGAUUUCAUUUCAAUUACAUCGAUACGUAAUCGGAUAAUGCGUUUUUAGGUUGUUGCAUUUUUCUGUGAAGGACAGUAAAGCUUUGGUUUUAUUGGAAGUAAGAAACGGUCUCAUGCCUUUGUUCCAUGUUUGAGGAAAUACAUGCAAAAUAUUUUCAAGUAUAUUUUCCAUCUGGUAGCCUAUUUUUGAUGUGGGUCUCACUGGUUUAAUGACCAAGGUCCGGUCAGUGUCUGUGCCAUCUGUGCCAGGCAGGGGUGGACGUGGGCGGGGGUGACAUGAUUUACAUAACAGAUUCCAGACAGAGUCGCCCCUUGUUCGUAAAGGGUUCAGUGCCAGUGUGCCACGUCAUGAUGCCUUGGACAGAAAUACAUCUCACCUAGUUUUACUUUUCUCACAGAUCCAAAGGGGAAAAGGCAGCGUUAAGCACCAUGGGACCAUUCCAGGAAUAUGAGGAAAAGAAGUCGCCAGGGAAGGAGAGCCCCCGCAGCCGCAUCCCACGCUUGAUCCUCCAUCCUUUCCAGCCUAAUGAGAAAGGGUCACCCCUGUCCGAAUCACCCAUUUCAGAGGAGGAGGGUAAGGACUGUGACAUCAGCUCGGACAACUCCAAACGGACCAUCAGCACCAACAGCUUUUGCUCAGAUGACACCGGCUGCCCCAGUAGUCAGUCUGUGUCCCCCUCCAAAACCCCAUCAGGCUCAGACAACAGUCCGCAUGGCUCCCCCACGCCCACCGCCGAGUGCAAGACCAAGGUGAAGAGGGUGAGGGUGAUGGAAGAGUGGCACGCACCCCCGGCAAGGCACAAGAGGGAGCAGCGAUCGUCCACAUUGCCCAGAGGUAGUGAGGCAGACUUCAGCUCCUCCAGCAGCACUGGCAGCCUAAAGCGAGGGGGGAGCCUGGCCCACAGCUCCACAGGGAAGAAGAUCUCCUCACGCAGUCGGGGUGCCCACAUCAGGAGCCUCCCUGUGUUCAAGCUGGCAGGGAUCCCCUCAGCAUCCCGUGAUGCAGAGCUCUAUGCCCCGUACAGGACAGUUCCCUCAUCCACCACCAACAGCAGCAGCAACUCUAGCCCCACAGUACCCUCCAGGAUGACCCCCAGAAGAUACCACUCCUGUGGGGACAACCAUGGCAUCAGACCCCCCAAUCCAGAGCAGUACCUCACCCCCCUGCAACAGAAGGAGGUGGCCAUUCGCCACCUGAGGAGCAAGCUGAGGGAGGUGGAGAACACCGUCCACGACAGGGAGUCUGAGAUUGAGAAUCUCAAGUCCCAGCUGGGACGGAUGAGGGAGGACUGGAUCGAGGAGGAGUGCCACCGCGUCGAGGCACAGCUGGCCCUAAAGGAGGCACGAAAGGAGAUCAAGCAGCUCCGGCAGGUUGUAGAGACCAUGAAGAGCAGCCUGAUGGAGAAGGACAAGGGCAUCCAGAAGUACUUUGUUGACAUCAACAUCCAGAACCGCAAGCUGGAGUCCCUGCUGCACAGCAUGGAGAUGGCCCAGAGCGGCUCCACGCUGCAAGACGAGCCAACCAUGGACUUCAUCUGUGGCGACUCCGACUCCCCUGUUAACGACCAGCAGGGGGAGGUGGGUGACCAGGCGGUGGAGGAGAUGGUGGACAGUGGGCUGCUGGUCAACGACAACCUGGAGCACGUGCUCAUGUCCACGGCGGUGGACUCCAGCCACGACUCUAGCGGUAAGCUGCGCUGCCACCCAGAGGCUGGUCCGGGGGUGUCCACUCUACUCCACAGUCUGGAGGAGAAGGUCACACCACUGCCUUCACCACCCUCCAACACGUUCUGCUGCAGCACACUCCCCUUCCCUGCUCCAGAGGACAAGGCCGUUCAGACCGAGGUGGUGUCCUUCCCUCCUGACCUGCACACCCUCCUGCUGCACUUGCUGAAGCUCCAUGGUGGUGCAGUUGGAGAUGCUCUCCUCCCAGCUUCUACCAGCCUUCUAGAAAUCCCAGCACUGCAGGGCCCAGCCUCGACCCCUCUCCCAUCCAGCCCUAACCAGUCCACCUUAAGCCUGCCUAGCCCCAGCCAGCCCACACCAGUUUUGCCAGUGAGCCCUGACAUGUCCAGUGAUUCAGGCCUGUGUUGCUCAGACCCUGAGGUGAUGGUCUCCAUGCGCUUCAUGGAGGAGCUGGAUUUUGAGGUGAGCAGUGAGGAGCCCUGCAGGGCCCCCGAGAUGGACGUGGUCAACAAACGCUAUUGGAGCAGCAGCUUCCUUGUCGAUCUUGUUGCUGUGGCCGUACCAGUGUUGCCCACGGUGGCCUGGCUGUAUUCCCGGCAUGGCGUGGAUGGGGCGGCACCAGUCUACAACAUCGCAGCACUGAUCCGUGGCUGUUGCAUGAUGGGCUUGCACUCUCUCCGUCAUGUCACUCAUCAUCAUGGGGCAGAUGUGUAACGAACGGCCUCUGACCCCUGCAUGCACAGCCCGACCCCUCAACUUGAAGCACUUAUACAUCAGUUAAUCAAAGAGUAUUUGUGAAAAUCUUUAGUUUUUCUACACUUGAGAAUAUUAAAGCUACUGUUAUUAAUUUAGGUUCCCACGCGGUUACUUUGCACUGUGUACAGUUGUUGUGAGUUAUGUGAAAUUUAUGGUGAAGGGAUUUUAUUUACUUUCCAUCUGUUCUGUUAUCAUAAUUGUGUCUAAAUGGAUAAUCUGAGUAGGUGGUUAUGCAUCAUUGAUGUCCUGGGCUGGCACUAGUUACCCCUACUUAAAGCAACUAUGUUAUUUUUCUGAAAGUAUUAGGAUUUCUGAGGGUGGGGAUGAAAUUGAAUGUUAGUUUAAGCAAGCGUUUGUAAUGGUUUAUGUUCCCAAAUCUUAAACCUGCAGCCAAAGCUUCAUUAGUGAACGUUCACUCAAUGUUUAUUUUUCUACCUGGGAGUAGAGCUUUUUACGUACGUGUGUAACAAAUUGUUGAUGGGAGUAUGAGCUCAAUGCUUCGAAACAUCCCAUACUCGUUUGUGCCUGAGCUACUUUGUGUAAUACUCUUAACAUCAAAUGUCCUAAUAUAUUUAUUAAAGCAUGAUAAUCCAAUCCA